Molecule: messenger RNA, 646 nt
Organism: Microtus ochrogaster (prairie vole)
Lineage: Eukaryota; Metazoa; Chordata; Mammalia; Rodentia; Cricetidae
Gene: Exoc7
Product: exocyst complex component 7-like
Exons: 3
Biological process (GO): exocytosis
Cellular component (GO): exocyst
Molecular function (GO): phosphatidylinositol-4,5-bisphosphate binding
Source: RefSeq, a predicted model, not a curated record
AAGCUGCUGUUCGAGCGGGGGAAGGAGUCCCUGGAGUCUGAGUUCCGCAGUCUGAUGACCCGGCACAGCAAGGUUGUCUCCCCUGUGCUCAUCCUGGACCUGAUCAGUGGUUAUGAUGACCUGGAGGUUCAGGAAGAUGUGACCCUGGAGCACCUGCCUGAGAGUGUGCUCAAGGAUGUCAUCCGCAUCUCCCGCUGGCUGGUGGAGUACGGCCGGAACCAAGAGGCCUUCCUCCUGCAGGUGUCUAUCCUGUCAUCCUUCGAGAGCCGGCUCAUGAAGCUGGAGAACUCCAUCAUCCCCGUGCACAAGCAGACGGAGAAUCUGCAGAGGCUGCAGGAUAAUGUAGAAAAGACAUUAUCCUGCCUGGACCAUGUCAUCAGCUAUUACCACGUAGCCAGCGACACUGAGAAGAUCAUCAGGGAGGGUCCCACAGGCAGGUUGGAAGAAUACCUGGGAAGCAUGGCCAAAAUCCAGAAGGCUGUGGAGUAUUUUCAGGACAACAGCCCAGACAGUCCAGAGCUCAACAAAGUGGUAAGAAAUCAGUGGGAUCCUGUGAGACAGAUGAGACCUCCAUCCCGGGUCCACUUGGCUAUUUUGAGGACUGACCUCCCUAGGAUCAGUAGUUUAGUACACCAGUAGCUGCAAU